UCAAAACACAAAUGGAACUGGAGGUGAACUGACAUGUGGCUCCAAGGCGCGCGUUACCGCUCCCCAAACUUCUCGAAGAUAUUUUUCUCUAUACUUUGGAAACAGGGUAGCAAAAGAUGACUCCUCGGUGAGUGGUCCACCCUUAUUGUCCGUGCUGGGCGUAAACGAGGAUCCAUUGAACUUUGUAUUUUCGACCACUCCAACCACCAAAAAAUGCUCGUCUUAUACGAGACAGCACUGGGAUUCUGUCUCUUCAAAGUUUCUGAUGCUGGAAAGUUGGAGAAACCGUCUUCGCUAUGGAAAGAGUUCGAAAGUCCUGAAAAAGCACAUCAGUUGUGAGUUCCACUACAAACACGAGGAGCGCAUGGAAUUAACGGCUAUUCAGGAGGGGAAGAUCCCAAAGACACUAAAGCAAUUCUUGACAAACGAAGUCAUAGAAAAGGGAAAAGGAAAAGAGGUCCUUGCCGUGUCUGAUACGAAACUCGGAAAGGCGAUUUCGAAAAAGCUUGGUAUUGAAAUAUACUCUAAAGCAACCCAGGAUGAACUAUUGGAUCUGUACCGAGGGAUACGAGAACAGAUUACCACGCUUUUAAACGGAUUGGACCCCAAAGACCUGACCACUAUGAGUUUAGGUUUGAGCCACUCGCUAUCGAG
Acaulospora colombiana is the source of this 654-nucleotide messenger RNA. Lineage: Eukaryota; Fungi; Glomeromycota; Glomeromycetes; Diversisporales; Acaulosporaceae. The record is from the annotation of a GenBank genome assembly.